Messenger RNA from Mya arenaria, 7616 nucleotides. RefSeq names its product sorting nexin-17-like. Bases 463 to 1866 code for a protein of 467 amino acids. The transcript is spliced from 16 exons. Gene Ontology annotation, biological process: intracellular protein transport. Gene Ontology annotation, molecular function: phosphatidylinositol binding. NCBI's taxonomy places the organism in Eukaryota, Metazoa, Mollusca, Bivalvia, Myida, Myidae. The record is from RefSeq and is a predicted model, not a curated record. Gene Ontology annotation, cellular component: early endosome.
UUGUGACAAAACCAAUAUAUUUUGACCCCGACAUUGAUGAGGAAUCUGACAGUUCACGAAACUUUUAACAUAUUAAAGAUAUUUUCUUCACUGCAGAGAUAAUGUCUUAUGAUUUUAAAAGAAAUCACGUUAUAUAAACGUUCUUUAUCGAUUCUUGCUUAAUUAUUACUUGUUUGUUUUUUUCAAGACUUAAUUGAAACUUAAACCAAAAAGGGGUGGUGACACUGGUGUUGACAAUACGCAUUGUUUGCAGAUAGCGCUUUAAAUAAAGUGCUUCAGCUCACGUGUGUUGAAUGGGAGCAUUAUCGUUAUCGUAGCACCUUUUUUAUGAAUUAGCAGGGCAAUGUCAUCUUAUACUAUUGUGUAGUAUUCAAUAAAAAAAUUACAUUAUAAUACACAAUAUUAUUUAAGUUAUACAGUGUGUAAUGCAACUUGGACAGUGAUAGUCAUUGUUUCAUCGAAAUGCAUUUCUCAAUCCCUGAUACACAGGAGAUAAAUGAUGGAUCUGGAUCAACGUAUACAAGUUUUAACAUUCAUAUCAAUGGAGUUUUCCACUGCACAGCAAGAUUCAGCUUGCUGCACAGUUUUCAUGAACAGCUGAAAAAGGAAUUUGGUGUCAAUAGCUUGCCCCCCUUUCCACCGAAGAAGCUUUUCCAGGUAACUGGGCCAAAACUGGAAGAAAGAAGGCAAAUGCUGGAACGAUAUAUCCAGAUAGUAAGCCAAGAGGUUGUUAUUGCAAACAGUGAUAUUUUCAACCAGUUUUUACUCACUGCACAGCAGGAGACCCAAAAAGAAGAGCCAGAAAAUGUUUCCUUGGACAUUUACCUGAUGAAUGACCACAAGAUUUCCAUCUCAAUAAUUUCCACUGACCAGACAGAAGAUGUGCUUGAGGCAGCUUCAUCUCAAAUAGACUUGCCAGAAGACUUUGUGUAUUACUUUGGGUUGUAUCUGGUCCAAAAGGAAGAAAGUGGGGACACGUCUAUUGUCCGGAAGCUCCAGGACUUUGAAUCCCCGUAUAUUUCACUCAAGUCUGCAACUAAGCAGGCUUUCCAUAGGGUUGUACUUAGAAAAAGUUUCUGGGACACUGGUUUUGAUGAUGACUUGUUAGCAAAUAAAGUCGCAAUGAACCUCUUGUAUGUUCAGGCUGUGAGCGACAUUGAGAGAAAGUGGGUGUAUGCCACGAAAGAACAACUGGAGCAUUUGAAGUCUCUUCAACAGAAGGGAUCCAAGAGAGAGUUUUUGCGGUUGGCUCGGACCCUGAAGCACUACGGUUACAUGCAGUUCCACCCGUGUGUGGCAGACUACCCCCAGCCUGACUCUUCAGUAUUAAUAUCAGCAGGAAAUAAGGAACUCAACUUCCAAGUACAGUUGAAACCGGACAUAGUUAAGGAGGGAUCAUUCAAGAUCACAAGAAUCCGGUGCUGGAGAAUUACCACAACUGUGGCUGACAAGGAACCAGAGCAAGACAACACAAACCUGGAGUUGUCCUUUGAAUACCUCAUGGCUCGAGACACAUUGCAAUGGAUCACAGUACAGUCUCAACAGGCAAUCUUAAUGAGCAUGUGCCUCCAAGGAAUGGUGGAAGAGCUGAUUACGAAGAAACAGGGAAAGAAAAUGAAAAAGCCAUCAGAUAGAGCAAAGAGGGGGAAGCGAACAUUUGCAAGGGAAAACAGCUUUGCUUCUGGUCUGUCUCAUCAGAAUAGUACAGAGAGAGAUGACAAGCACCUGUCAAAACCUGUCCCUAGACUGGUCACCAGACAGGUCAACUUCUCUGACUUCAAAUCGGGUAAAAGUAAAGGAGGCCAAAAUGGAGACUCAGUGGGGAACAGUGCAUUUGAUGCUGCUAUCGGAGAUGAAGAUCUCUAGUCACAAAUGUUCUGGAGAAAUAGAGGGUGAGAAUGGUCUUGAGCUGGUCUGCCUCUCACCCUAGUGGGCGUGCUGGUUCUCCCAGGGAUGUUCUCUUGGGCCCUCAAAAAAGAAAUGAGUACUGUUUUGUAACUUAAAAGAUUAUAGCUGACUUCACAAUUAUGCUAUAAUGAAUGAGUAUAUGAACUAACAAAGAAAACAUUACCUAGUGCAGAGAUAUAUCAGCAAUAAGGUGUUCAAGCAGCACAUUAAGACCAACACAUGUGUGUAUCUAGAGGAUGUAAUUCACCUCUAGACUUUACUUAUUAUUGUAAUAUGUAGCAAGGACUUUUGAUUGGAAAACUAACUGAUUUAGCCUAGUUAAAUAAAGGUUUGGGAUAUUUUAUGGUUUGCCAUUUACUCGAUCCUUCUUGUAACACUAAGGUACCUUUACAAGACUAUAAUACUGAUAAAACAUUUUAUUAAGAAAUAUGUUGAUGGACUUUUGUGCACUUUUUAUGAUGCAUUUAGUUUUCAGUACACAGUUCCACCAAUGUUUGUUUUAACUCACCUUACUUAAACAUUUAUAAUAUAAAGCCCUCCUUCAAAGAAGCAGUGGUAUAUUGCUUUGCUCAUGUUGGUUUGUUGGUCAGUAGAUAAGACCAUUAUCCAAAUGAUAACUAUAGAGUACACUUGGGCCUUAGGUCCUCUUAUUUGAAUGGGAGGUUGGUUAUGACCAGCAGAUGACCCUGAUUGAUUUUGAGGUCAAUGGUCAUGUUGACCUUAAACACAAAUAGCUUGUCCAUUGAUAACUAAGGUCCUUAAAGAUGGAAGGAAGAUUGGUCAUGACCUGCAGAGGACCAAUAUUGAAAUGAACAUCAGUCCGUCAAAGGUUAAAGUCACAGUGACCUUAAACACAAAAACUUCUGUCUGAUAUAAGGAGAACCUUGCAUCUUCUGUAACAAACCUGGUGGGUCUUGACCUGUUGAUCCCUGUUGAAAGACAAAAGGUCAAGGUCACCAGAUUAAACAUGAGUUACCUUUAAAAAGAGGUAAUUUUAUAAAUUGUUAAAAACUUGAUGUUUUGCUUGAAAGAUACAAGAAUUUGACCAUUGUCAUAUUAUUAUAAACAUAUUGGUGACCUCUUCAAUUUAACUUUUAACAACUACAUGUAUCUGUAUUAUAAUUUGUAUUACAUGUGUUGUACAUAUUGUUAACUUUAUGUUAUCCAUGUUACUCAUUUGAUGCUCUCAGGAGGAAUAUACUUUUUUUACUGGAAUCUAAAACUUUUAUAACAACUUUUAGAACAGGUCAAUAACUAGACCGACUAUCCUCAAAUUUGGAAGGGAUGUUGGUCAUAACCUUAAGUUACCUAACAGAUAUUGAAUGCAAAAGGACUUAGUUGAUGCUAUAAGGAGGGAAUAAAUGUUUUACAAACAUCGCUUGUUAAAUGUUGAUUUAAGGAGUACUGUUCAUUAUGAUGGCUCUUAGCGCAGGAUCAAACAUUUUAGUUUGGCAAUAGUUUCAUGUACACCUAGAAAGCUAUUCUUAAUUUAUCUUUUGUCAAGAAACUUUUUGAAACAAGUUUAUGACAAUAAAAGUGUCUGUCUGUGUGCCUGCCUGCCUGCCUGCCUGCCUGCCUGUCUGUCUGUCUGUCUGUCUGUCUGUCUGUCUUAUGUCAAAUGUACUCUUCAAUAGUGUUAGGAUGUGGACUAUACAUGUCAAAGUUAAAUGCAGUUGUUGAGUUAAUUACUAAAUGUGAUAUCUUUUAUAGAUACAUGAAUGUGAUAUCUUUUAUAGAUACAUGUAUAAUGUAAACAUGUUUUAUUUUUUCAAAAAAUGACUGCUAGUAUUAACCUGGGUUAUAAAUGACAACAAGUUUUUUCCUAGAUUAUGCAUGGUUUUAAAUGACUAUAAGUAUUUUCCUGGAUUAUGCAUGGUUUUAAAUGACUACAAGUAUUUUCCUAUGGAUUAUGCAUGGUUAUAAAUGACUACAUGUUAUUUUUCCUAUGGAUUGUGCAUUGGUAUACAUGACCUGCAAGUAUUUUCCUGGAGUAUGCAUUGUUAUAAACGAAUAUAAGUAUUUUUGGAUGGAUUAUGCAUAAUUAUAAAUGACUGCAAGUAUUUAACUUGAUUAUGCAUGGUUAUAAAUGACUGCAAGUAUUUUACUGGAUUGUGCAUGGUUAUAAAUGACUACAAGUAUUUUCCUGGAUUAUGCAUUGUUAUAAAUGAAUAUAAGUAUUUUUGGAUGGAUUGUGCAUGGUUAUAAAUGACUGCAAGUAUUUUACUGGAUUAUGUAUAGUUAUAAAUGACUGAAAGUAUUUUACUGGAUUGUGCAUGGUUAUAAAUGACUGCAAGUAUUUUACUGGAUUAUGCAUAGUUAUAAAUGACUGCAAGUAUUUUACUUGAUUGUGCAUGGUUAUAGAUCACUGCAAGUAUUUUCUAGAUUUUGCAUGGUUAUAAAUGACUGCAAGUAUUUUACUGGAUUAUGCAUAGUUAUAAAUGACUGCAAGUAUUUUACUUGAUUGUGCAUGGUUAUAGAUCACUGCAAGUAUUUUCUAGAUUUUGCAUGGUUAUAAAUGCAUUGAUAUUGUUGGUAUGUUUUAAGUUGAUAUUGUUGGUAUGUUUUAAGGUCACAUAAGGAAGGUACUCAAGGUGAGCUAUUGUGAUCUGUCUAUGUCUUGUCGUCCAGCUUCAACAAUUGCUUAUAAAUAUCAUCUUCUCUGAAACGGCUUGAACAAUGAAACUUUAUAGGAAUGAUCCGUGGUUGGUGCUCUUAAAAAAUUGUUCAAAGAAAUGAAUUCCAUGGCAAGGGAAAAACUACAAAACUUUUCUUGACAAAAAUCAUGAGGCCUAGAGGUUAGAUAUUUUGUAUGUAACAUUGUCUAGUAGUUGUCUACCAAGUUUGUUCUUAUUAUGCCCCAGGGGUCAAAAUUGGCCCCACCCUGUUGGUUUAAAUUUCAAUAUAAAUUUUGUUAAAAUCUGAUAGUUAUGUUAAGUUUACUCUUGAAGCAAGGGAAGCAAUCUUGCUUAUAUGGUCUCCCUUUCUUUUGGAGAUAACAUUAUUGUCUAUUUUUAGUUGUCUAUUUUUAGUGACAAGGGAAUAUAUUUUAAAUUUUAAUAAUUCUUCAAAGAAGUCACUUCUAAGGUAAUAAUUGUUCUUUUUGUAUGUUUAUAGCUUAAAGUAAUUAUUAUAUUUAUAAUUAUUAUGUCUCUUUGUUCUCUGUUUUAACUCAAUGAUGAAUUUAAUUAUCAGACUUUUCCAUUGAACUACAUGUAGACCAUUGAAAGGUACAAUAUUAUAUUUUAUGUGGUUAGUGAAUACACCUUAUAAACACAAGAAUUUGAUUCUCAUGUACAUAAGAAAAUCUAUGUUGUGUUGGAUGGAAGAACCUAAUAUAUGUGCAGUUUUAUCAAAUCCUGCGAGUUUAAUGUAGUUGAAUGCUUUUAUUGGAUGGUGCACUGUCCGUCGUUUGUGUGUCUGUACUCAACACAUUGCUUGUGAACAUCAAAUUAUGCCCCUGUGGUCAAAAGUAGCCACACCCCCAGGUUUCCUGUGGGCUUAUAUAGGGUAUUCUCGAAAAUCUUCCUGUCUGAAACUGAUAGGCCCAGACCUUUAAUAAUUUGUUACAAGCAUCAUAAAAAUUAUAGUGGUCCUAUAAACACCAAGAUUGUGCAAAUUAUACCCCUUGGGUCAAAGUCGGUCCCACCCUUUUUUACCUACUGUCUUAUUUUUGAAACUACAGCAAAAACAUUUUGACCAUGUUCACAGUUCUGUAAACAACUAACAGUGUUGUGCUUGGAUGACCUUGACUUUGACCUGUUGAUGUACUAUCUUUUUUUUGAAGCUACAGCAUUGAAAUCUGGACAAUGUGUACAGUUUUGAAAACAAAUAUCAAUGCUGUGCUUGGAUGACCUUAAUUGUAACCUUUUGAUCUUUCUUAUUGUUGAAGUUUCUGUUAUGAAUUUUUCGAGCAUGUGUACAGUUUGGAAACAUAAUCAAUAUUGACAUUGUCAGGUGACCUUUUGACCUACUUCCUUAUUUUUGAAGCUACAGUUUUGAAAUUUGGACCAUAUGUACAGCUUUGAGAACAAAUAUCAAGUUUUAUUGAUUACAAAGGUUUACUUUACACUUCACACUUUACUCAGGUGAGCAAUUUAGGGCGAUCAUGGUCCUCUUGUAUUGGUAACAUGACUGUCAGUUAACAAUUAUUUAUAAAGUAUAUAUUAUAUGUAAGUAUAUUUUAGAAUAUUUAAAGUUACAUAAAUGUUUAUGAAAUAUGAUUAUGUUUGACUAAAAAGGGCAUGCCUUUGUAUAUAUCUGUUUUGAUAUUAUUAUAUGUCCAUGUGUUUCAAUGACCAUUCAUGCUAAUUCUUUCCUUUCAAAACACACAUUCCAUUUUAAUUUGCUUGUACAUUUAAUUUCUACAUUUCUAAAUUGUACAUUUAUGUCAAAAAGUUCAUGUGUUAUGUUUCCUUUUCAAGCUUAAAUUGCGUAUGCACUUUAGUUUAGAUUUGUGCCUUGAUUGUUAUUUGUAUGAAUCCUUCUAGAAUCAAGGUUCUUUUACAGUUAAGAAGCAAUGUUUUAGUGACAAACACUUUUAGUUAUGUACAUUAGAUUAAUGUAAGAAUUACAUUGCUAGAAUUGCUAAAGUUAAUUGCAAUUAAUGCUAGAAUUGCUAGCGUAAACAGAAUUAAUAUUUUUUUUCAAAACCAUCAUGUAAGAUUUUCUUUAUUUAUUGCAAAACAAAUUACUCCAUGAAAAUACAUGAUGAUAACUGUUUACAUUAAGAGUGUGUGCACAUUUACAAAGAAGACCGUCAUGUUUUAUGACAUGUAACUUUUGCUAUUAAUUGGUUGUGAAUAAGUGUUUUGGCCAAAUAUCAAGUGUUUGAAGAUCAGCAGAUAUUAUAAGUUUGAAAUUGAUAGCAGCAAAACAUCCUUGAUAACUGUACACAUCUCGGGUAUAUACCAAAAUAUACUGAAUUUGGACUUUGUUUUAAAAGUAGACUAAUGUUUUCCAUUGUUUUAUUUUAUACUAAAAUUUCACAAUAUUAAUAGUCAAACACAUCUUGGUUGUAAGCAGUUUGAAAAUGAUGUUUUAUUUUUGAAUUAUGUCUUUACAGUUCUCACAUUGAAUUACGUUUCUUAUUGUACUGUUUUGUUCUGUUUGUACCAUUCAUGUUCAGCACAUUUAGUCCUAUAAAAGACCUUCAUUCUGUGUGUUUAUUUUCAUGUGUUCUGGAACUGACAUAAUGAACAAUCCAGUUAUGUGUUCUCCAUGCAGAUUUCAGAGCAGUUAAUUGUGCUUGAUAUCCUAUGAAAUGGAUUGGUUUAAAUGUGUUCAACAUAUUUGCACUGAUUGCCUUUGUUUGUUGAAUUGUUAGAAAACUAGACAAUAUCAUUUUUGUGUCAUACUUGAGUGUAUUCAAUUUUGAUUAUGGUAAUUUUUUUAAUUUCAAUCUGUGUUUCUAAAAUAUAUUUCAGAGUUUUGUUUAUAUUCUUUAUAUUCUUAAAUGUAACAUUUGUUACAGUAAACAAACUUCACUAGUUCAUGAGUACUCAUUUAAGGUAAAACAUGCAUGCCCUCCUUAUAGUACAUAUUACAAUAUGAAACUUAUUUGCAACGAUAAACUCAUUACAAUUGACACAUAACUCGGCCUUAGUACAUGCUCGUACAGCCUAUAUUAUAAUGAGAAAUAACUGCUUCUAUUUUAGAUUAUUGCAAUGUAAAUUGUGCCAAAUAACCAUAAUAAAUCAAAUAAAGUGGAA